Messenger RNA from Pseudozyma hubeiensis SY62, 561 nucleotides. RefSeq lists its product as hypothetical. The record is from RefSeq and is a predicted model, not a curated record. The transcript has 3 exons. NCBI's taxonomy places the organism in Eukaryota, Fungi, Basidiomycota, Ustilaginomycetes, Ustilaginales, Ustilaginaceae. The coding region runs from base 1 to 561 and encodes 186 amino acids.
AUGCCUGCCAACGCAGUCGCCGAAAAUGUGCUCGGAACGAUCGGUACAGUGCUCUGGUCAUUCCAACUAGUCCCGCAGAUCAUCAAGUCCUACCGAGCCAAGGACACUGACGGACUCUCGGCCUACCUCCUGCUCAUCUGGGUCGCCGGCUCCAUCCCACAAGGCACCUACCUCGUCGUCCAGAACAUCAACAUCCCGCUCAUCAUCCAACCGCAACUCUUCUCCACCUUUGCCAUCAUCGCUAUGGCUCAAUGUUGGCGCUACAUCGGGAUCGUCGUGCUCGAGCUAGGCAUCUUUGCAUGCUACCUCCUUCUCAACCCAAAAGCCGCGCGUCGAAGGCUCCGAGAACAGGAAACGUCUCCAGAAGAAAUGCAGUCGAAUCCAGCUACGGCGUUACCAGCAUCAGCAGGAAGAGAGGCCGACCUCGAACAAGCAAACGACUCGCCGAGCACAGCCGUCAACACCCCAGACUGGUCCAGACACACAACACUAGAGGAAAAGUCAAAGCCCAUCGAUUCCACAGCACAGCCUAUCAACUCCAACACAGCGAUACCCGAGUGA